Messenger RNA from Lethenteron reissneri (Far Eastern brook lamprey), 1485 nucleotides. It is a transcript of the gene MED4, whose product is annotated as mediator complex subunit 4. Gene Ontology annotation, biological process: regulation of transcription by RNA polymerase II. Gene Ontology annotation, cellular component: core mediator complex; mediator complex. Gene Ontology annotation, molecular function: transcription coregulator activity. Lineage: Eukaryota; Metazoa; Chordata; Hyperoartia; Petromyzontiformes; Petromyzontidae. The record is from RefSeq and is a predicted model, not a curated record.
CCCCCCACACCCCCGCCCCUCCACAUGGCGUCCGCCAGCGGCCUGGGCACCCGGGCAAGGCUCUUAUCGCUUCUGGAUGACAUCGAAGUGUUAUCGAGGGAACUUGUGGAAACGCUCGCGUUGUCAAGGAACCAGAAGUCCAGCCAGUAUGGAGAAGAGAUACAGAUCUUAGAGCUGCUGAUCAGGAAGGACGAGGAGCUGCAGUCUGCGUUGAAGUGCGCGACGGAGCAGGGGGAGGUUCACCUCGAGAUACUGCGGCUGGAGCGAGAGGCAGAGAGGAGGGAUCAGGACAUCCAGCGGCUACAGCGGCAGCUCAAGGAGGCUCAGCAUAUCCUCGCCACCGCAGUUUAUCAAGCUAAAGAGAAGCUCAAGAGCAUUGAAAGAGCCAGAAAAGGAGCCGUGUAUUCCGAGGAGCUCAUCAAGUAUGCUCACAGGAUCAGCGCGAGCAAUGCAGUGGCUGCCCCUCUCAACUGGAUGCCUGGUGACCCCAGGAGACCGUACCCCACUGACCUGGAGAUGAGGAGCGGAUUCUUGGGACAGCUGAGCAACCUCCCGUCAGCCGCGAUGAACGGACACUUGCCCGGGGAUGCCAUGGCUGCCGGUCGCCUCCCAGACAUCUUGGCACCGCAGUACCCCAGCACCUGGCAGACGAGCGGAGAGCUCUCUGUGGGGCUCAUGCCAACUCCUGGAACGGACUUUUCUCUGGAGCUCCCGGGACACAACAAAGAGAACGAGGACGAGGUGGAGGCCAUGUCCACGGACUCAUCCAGCAGCAGCUCUGACUCGGACUAAACCAAUUCGGCCAUGAAUGAGACAGAUCUCACAGUCGAACCAUGGACUGAAAUGUGGGGAGACGUGUGAUACUGUCCCCUUCUGUUAGCGGCUCAUUUAGUGAUGGUGGGGCAUUACGCAUUUCCUCCGUGGUUUACUUUAGCCUCUAGUUAUUUAAUACAUUUUACCACCGAAUGGAUCCACCACCUGGUUUUCCAUCGUCCCCUACUUUUUGUGUGCGUAGCCAAGUAUGGGUAUCUGUUUGGGCUCACUCUUGCAACGUGUCCGAACCUCUUGUCGUCUUCGUUACUUUCACUCCAAACCAUUUGAGAUAACUUUACUGUAAUCUUUGUAAUAUAACAACGUUAAAUAAAGUUCUGUUAGCAUUUGAAUGUACAGUAAAAAAUCAAUAGGGCUUUGGUACAGAAUAUGUAAUUGUUGACUGUGGUAUUGAUUUCUACAUGUUAUAAUGUUAGAGAAUUCAGUGGCGGUUUGUGUUGGUCCAAAACUGGUUCUUUUAAACGGGCGCCACCCAUUGUAUAGCAAUGAAUCAAAUAUUUUUUAUGUUCAAAGGAUAUUCUUUUUCAUGACCCAAUUAUUUAAAGACAUUGAAGGUGUAAAAAAGAAACAUUGGUUAAAUGUGGCUCACUUGAUGAAAUGUUUUGUAAAAAUGUAUUUGACAUGCAUAUUUACAAUAAAGUUUCAUUUUUUUUA